Eublepharis macularius is the source of this 3406-nucleotide messenger RNA. It is a transcript of the gene ZDHHC23, whose product is annotated as zinc finger DHHC-type palmitoyltransferase 23. Bases 88 to 1548 code for a protein of 486 amino acids. Gene Ontology annotation, cellular component: endoplasmic reticulum; Golgi apparatus. NCBI's taxonomy places the organism in Eukaryota, Metazoa, Chordata, Lepidosauria, Squamata, Eublepharidae. Gene Ontology annotation, molecular function: protein-cysteine S-palmitoyltransferase activity. The transcript has 5 exons. The record is from RefSeq and is a predicted model, not a curated record. Gene Ontology annotation, biological process: protein targeting to membrane; peptidyl-L-cysteine S-palmitoylation.
GCCGGGAGGACGCUUAGGGGAGAGCGCCAGAAGGGCGAGCUGGUGGCUCGCGAGCCGAGCAGGUGGAGCUGUUGGGGGAUUCAUCCAAUGGGGGUUGCCGAAGAAGGGAGGAGCGCUUUGGACUCGGCCGCGGAAUUCUUGCAUUUUCUGCGGCUGACUGAGGUGGCUGGAGUGCAAGAAGAGCCGUGGGUUGGGUGGAAGCGACAGGAUGGUGGGUUUCCCCCCCGCUUUUGCUGUCUAGGUAUUGCGGCUGCCCAAGGAGGAAGAGGAGGCGCGAUGAAACCUCCCAAAAAGAAACCUAAAGGUCUCGAGGUGGAGGAUCCCCUCUGUUGCUGCGAGUACCUCGACCGGACGGGGGAGAGGAGCCACCUGGCGGCCUGCCUUUGUAACUGUGAGGACCUCGAUGAGUGCAGUGAAAGGUGGCUGACUUGCAGACCUUUGCCCCCUGGGAUUUUAGAGAGAAUUGCAGACACCUUCACGGACCGCUUUCGCUUCCCAUGGCUUAGAGGUGCUGUGAAGAUUGAUAUCAGCCUCCUUCCACCCAUUAUACUGCUGCCUGUCUUCCUUCACAUAGCAGCCUUGCACCUCCUCCUGGCUGUCGUCAUCCUGAUAUCACUUCCUGUACUGGUGCUGUGGUACUACUACCUCACACACAGGAAGAAGGGCCGAACUCUCUUCUUCUUGAGUCUGGGGCUUUUUUCCCUGGGCUAUAUGUACUUUGUGUUCCUCCAGGAAGUGGUUCCCCAAGGCCAUGUGGAACACAGCCAGGUGAUGCUUCUCACCUGUGGUUUAAUCCUCAUGCUUGUGGCUCUGUCUCAAGCCAAGAGAGACCCUGGCUACCUUUGCUGCCAAAUGAGCAGUGACAAAGCACUUUGUCAAGACAAUAGCAACAUCGUCCCAAGUUGGAAUGGCCUGGGGAACGCCAAUGGGCUUUACAGAGCAGCUCUGUCUGGCGUUGCUACAAACAGUCACACUGAGAGCCAGCUGAAAAAGGAGGCAGGUGGGGGCAUGGAGGACUGGUGCCCCAAGUGUCGGCUUGUUAGGCCUGCUCGAGCUGGCCACUGCCGGAUAUGUGGCAGGUGUGUGAAGAGACUGGACCACCACUGUGUCUGGAUUAACAGCUGUGUUGGAGAACACAACCACCAAGCCUUUAUCCUCGCUCUCUCCCUUUUCCUGCUCACCUCACUAUAUGGGAUUUCUUUAACUUUGGACACCAUUUGCAAGGGAAAAGCUACCGUCAAGGCGCUGUUUUACUGCCCUGGGGUCUAUGCAGACUACAGUUCUGCACUGUCAUUCACCUGUGUAUGGUAUUGCACCAUUGUGACCUCUGGAAUGGGCUACGUCCUCCUCAUUCAGCUCUUGAACAUCAGCUACAAUGUGACAGAGAGGGAAGCUCGGAUAGCCUUGCGGGAUAGUUCUGGGCGUAGACUGUUUUGUGGGAUGGCAGUUGACACAGGUCAAUACAAUCGGGGCUUCCUGCGCAACUGGAUCCAGUUCAUUACUUUGGGCUCCUCCACACCACAGCACUCAACUGAAGCCAUUGUUUAGAGUCUAUAUCAGUCACACUGAGUUAGCUCGUCUAAUGAUCACUGUCUUAAGGUAGAUAGGUCUCGACAGCUGGAAGCUGGAGAGUAGAACGCACAGUCUGUUAAGCCAUACUGCAAACCUAGCACUCAUCUACAGGAUCGACAGAAAAGACCCAAAUGUGAAGGUGACUUUUACGCCUCUGUAUAUUCAUCACUUGACGCCUGCGAUCCUCACAGGUGUAUGAAAUAGCCAUUACAGAUUAGAUACCACAAACAAGGCUUUCAUAGCACUAGACACAACUUCGGAUCUUCUGUUUUUCUGUGGUGGAUGUUCAUACAUUCAGCUAUGGGUCAUUGAGUGAUGUGUGAAUAAUCAGUCAGCAGAGCACUGUACUGCUACAUAGGGAUUGUCGAUGGAAUGAGUACACCUUAAUUGUCAGGGUAUCAUUGGGUCAGUACAGAGCUUAGGAAGGAAUAUGCUUUUCCAUUCCAUUGCAGACUCUUUAAGAGAAUGAUUCUAAAACCAGGGGACGGAAGUGUGGUGACAGCUAGAAGCAUAGGCUUGGAUCCUAUGAUAUCAUUCCAUCACAGUUCUCUCAAGCUGCUACGGAGACUAUCCACACACCCCAGGGUUCCUUGAAGAACGUUGAUCUGGCACAUGCAGAAAUGCUAACAGCAGAGGAAAGCCUCUGCAGUGGCCAGAGAGAAGUGCAAUGGAAACAAUGUCAUGGAAUACAAGCCUUGACUUUCAAGAGAGGGAGAAGAUCCUGUAGGCUGAGCUGCAGGCACUUUCUUUCUAGUGGUAGAAGUUUGGAACUUGAGUCACCUCAUGUAGAGCAGCUGCAAGGAAGCAGAGGCAAGUAGGAAUCCCCAGCCACUACUUCUUCCCCUUAUUGUCACUUUCCUGACUGGCUGAUUUUUAGGAAGAUGACCCUUUCUAGUUUUCUUCCAACACCUGUGCUGGAUUAGUACCUUAAUCCAUGGAGCCUGAGGUGCCACCAGCAGUCUUUGUGCGAGCAACUAUAAGUGAACAUUUUGUGCACACAGCUAGUGAAGAAAUGGUUGUUGGUGGGUUAAGGCUCAAGACAUGAAGUUUACAAGGGGACCCAAAAGGUUGGGAGAUGCUCCUUUAGGUACUAGGGUGACUUAAUGUUGCACAGCCAUGCCAGAGAGAAUUAUUGAACUUUGGUUUUAUUGCAAAUCUCUGCUACAUCCAAAUAGGGGCAUUUUAAAGGUUUUCUGCACUUCCAUCCCAAUGUUGAAAUCUUCUCAUUGCAUUUUUCUUGGUCUUUUCUUUUUAGAAGAACAAAGAUGCAUUAGCUGUCCUGUUAAGUGCCUUUGAGACUUUUUCUUGGCCUUGUGAUUGGUGAGGCCAGAGUAAGGCAGGGUGGCUCUGUAUUAUUUUUAUCUUACCUUUAUUGUAAGGAGCUUAGGGCACUCCAGCAUUCACCUCUUUGUCACCCCAGAAAACAUGGUUGUCUCUAUUAGUUAUACCCCUGCCCCAUUCCAAGGUGGCUCAGAUAAGAUAAAAAAUUAAAACACAAGUCAUGCAGCGCCUUUAAACACUAACAAAUGUAUUAUAGCUCAAGCAUUCAUGCUUAUUUUUAAAGGCUCUCCCUCCAAUACAUUUAUGGAUUGUGAGGGGGGAGCCUGUGAGCCAGAGCCCACGUAUGCAUCUGGCUUUCAAAACGUUAUGUUAAAGUCCAUCUCAAGGUGCCUCGAGACUCUGUUGUUUGUGUGUCAAUGCUAAUAUGUAAUCCAAGAUAAAAGAUGAAAUAUGUUUUUAUUCCUGUUUUUCAGAUUAGUUCGCAGAGUAAUUCACAGGAAUUUUAUUUAUUCAUUUAUACCUGCGUUUCUCCCCCGUGGAGACUGAAAGCAGC